Messenger RNA from Salvia splendens (bonfire salvia), 2425 nucleotides. Its product is annotated as transcription factor BIM1-like. Lineage: Eukaryota; Viridiplantae; Streptophyta; Magnoliopsida; Lamiales; Lamiaceae. The record is from RefSeq and is a predicted model, not a curated record. The transcript has 12 exons. Gene Ontology annotation, molecular function: DNA-binding transcription factor activity; protein dimerization activity. Gene Ontology annotation, biological process: DNA-templated transcription. Bases 554 to 2143 code for a protein of 529 amino acids.
UUCGGAAAUACGAAAACGCCUCCCCUCCCCACCACCAUUUUCUGCUUACAUAUAUACAUACACAUAUACAUAUACAUAUACAGUAAAACAAAGGAGACUUCUCCAUCUACAGAUGAGAGUUUUUAGAGAGAGAAACGCAUAAUUGAAAUUCCGUUUCUCUUUAAUUUCUUUCUCUCAAAACUCUCUGUAUUUCUUUUUGUUAGGGAAUUGUGUUUGAUUCGAGCUGGACCUACCAUCGAUCCCGCGAAAGCCACUGCUCGGUGUUGCUUUUGGAGAAUCUGAAGCUCAAUUUUGCGUUUCUCAUCCUAAGUUUUCUUUGUAUUCGAUGAAGGUGGAGGAUGUCAUGCUGGUGCUGUUCAUCUGAAUUGGAGCUACUCGUGUAUAGUUGAAUUGCCGUUUGCGAUUCUCCGUGAGGAUUUUUGGAGAGAGAAGAAGAUUUGCGGCGAAUGCGCCUCCGAUCUUUACGUUGGAGGCGGAUCUGAAUCGGAGCUCGAAUUGUACAGGCCAAAACAAAAAUUUUUAAAAAAACUGCAGAUUGAGGAAUUAAUUAUACAUGGAAUUACCUCUUGGAACUGAAGGAAGAAAGGCAACUCAUGAUUUUCUCUCACUGUAUUCGUCAUCAGCUGCACAUACCCAACAAGAUCCGUCUCCCACGCAAGGCAGCUACCUUAAAACGCAUGACUUCCUGCAACCAUUGGAACGGGUGGGGAAGCAUGUGACAACAACGAAAGAAGAUAUUAAAGCUACGGUGGUUGCUGUUGAUAGGCCUCCAUUGCCAGCUCCUCCGGCCUCGGUGGAGCAUAUUCUUCCUGGUGGCAUUGGGACGUAUAGCAUCUCUUAUUUCAAUAAAAUGGUGUUACAGCCUGAGGGGAGCAUGUUUACUGCUCAGCCGAGUAGUACUACUAGGAACGACGGAAACUCAAACUGCAGUUCUAGUUUUACUCUGUGGAAUGAAUCUGCAGUUAAAAAGGGAAAGACAGGGAAGGAGAAUAUUGCCACAGAAAGACAUAUUCUGCGAGAAGCGGGUGUUAAUGUGGUUGGAGGGCAAUGGGCGCCAUUCAUGGAAAAUCCAUCACAAUCCUCGUUUAACCAUAAGAACAAUGCCACAAACUUCAGCUCUUUCUCAUCUUCUCAGCCAUCAUCUUCUCAUCAGAAGAACCAAAGUUUCAUGGAUAUGAUAAUGACAUCUAAGAAUGAACAAGAAGACGAUGAUGAUGAUGAAGAAGAAGAAGAUGAAGAAGAGUUCACCAUCAAGAAAGAGCCAUCGCCCCAUUUGAAAGGUAAUUUGCCUGUGAAAAUUGAAGCAAAAACUAUAGAUCAGAAGCCUAAUACACCACGCUCAAAACACUCAGCUACAGAGCAACGAAGGAGGAGCAAGAUUAAUGACAGAUUUCAAAGACUGAGAGAGAUCAUUCCUAAUAGCGACCAGAAGAGAGACAAGGCAUCGUUUCUCUUAGAGGUUAUCGAAUACAUCCAGUUUUUACAAGAGAAAGUAACCAGAUAUGACAGUUCAUAUAACAUCUGGAAUCAUGAGCCAUCCAAAAUGAUGCAAUGGCAGAGGAAUUGUCAUGGAAACGAAGGCUUUGUAGAACUUGCACGAGGAACAAGCACUGAUUCUGCUCCAGCAUCAGUAUUUGGCAAGAAGUUUGAUGAGAGCACUGCUACUACUUUGAGAGAAAGAGUGGUUCAACCUCCUGAAUCAACAUCUAAAGCUGGGGCAGUGCAUUCGCCAAAUAUCUUCACUCUUGGUAGUAGGACAACAAGCAUUCCAGCUUCCCCAAUUUCACCAAAACAGGCAUCUGGUGUGGAGAAAACUAUUGCAAGGCCUCCAUCCCAGGUUCGAUCAUGUACCACCGACAAUAAAAUGACAGAACAGGAACCGACUAUUGAAAGUGGCACGAUCAACAUCUCAAGCGCCUAUUCCCAAGGGCUGUUGAAUACUAUUACACAAGCAUUACAGAGCUCUGGAGUGGAUCUAUCCCAGGCCAGCAUCUCAGUACAAAUCGAUCUGGGGAAGAAAGCAAACGGCAUCACACAUUCUUCAACUUUCGUCUCCAAGGAGGAUGAAGUCGAUGUCACCUUACCGCGUUCUGCAACGGGGAAGGAGUCAGGGCGUGGUACGAAGAAACUAAGGACUAGCUGAAGCCUAGUGUAACAGUGUAGUAAUAUUCUUUGGUAGUUUUAUUUGUUCAUUUUUUCGGGGUUCCGUUUUCGACAGAGAGGUACGCCAAAAUCAGGAACCGUUGUACAUGUGUUUUUUAUGAUUCCAGUCUCCAGAUGUUUUAACUCCAGUUUUGGGAUACACAUAUCUCAGCACACAAAAAUGUUGUGUUACUAUGUACUACAAUCUGUAUGUUACUAUAAUUUAUUACUAUAUGUAAGAGGCUUCCAUUCUCAUAUUAGGAAGCCCUGCUUUUGAUUUCAA